Molecule: messenger RNA, 1882 nt
Organism: Achroia grisella
Lineage: Eukaryota; Metazoa; Arthropoda; Insecta; Lepidoptera; Pyralidae
Gene: ppk23
Product: sodium channel protein Nach-like
Exons: 11
Coding region: 165-1805 (546 amino acids)
Biological process (GO): sodium ion transmembrane transport
Cellular component (GO): membrane
Molecular function (GO): ligand-gated sodium channel activity
Source: RefSeq, a predicted model, not a curated record
AAUACGUAACAUGAUAACAAUCUACAAAAAGUUUGUCAUAUGAACGUAACACGCAAUGGGUGGUCGAUAGUUUCGAUGUUAUCGGAAUAGCCUGCUUUAGUUUACGUAUUGUUAUUAUAGAUGACACACGAAAUGUAAAUUUAAAAAAAAUGUGAAAAGAUAAUAUGAGGGUGCAUCCUGAACCGCUGGGACCACGCGUGAGGAACAAAUCGAACAGGACAAGCGGCGACGGAAAUGGAGAACGCUUCUCAUUGUUGGCUGCCAGUCUGCGUCAUCAGACAACAGAAUUCUUUAACAACUCUACAUUACAUGGCGUUCGUUACAUCGCAGAGAAGGAAAGACCUUUCUGUGAAAAGUUCAUGUGGUUUAGUUUUACAGCAGUAGGUGCUGUUACAACCUGCAUCAUUAUUGUCAGCUUGUGGGAGAAAUUUCAAACUAACCCUACUAUUACUGGUUUGGACACUGACUUUCACAACUGGGAUGUACCAUUUCCAGCAGUCACAUUAUGUGAUUUAAACCCAGUUGACGAUGAAUUGUUACAGGAAUACAUUGGAAACACAUGGGGUGCGGAACCUCCUGAAAAAGCAGCAGAUAUGAUGCGGUGGCUGGCAACCCUGAGCUAUACUAGCAUUGCGGAACAUGCCGCUAAAUACGCGGAUGAUCGUGAACUUUUAGGAAACUCAGAGAAUACUCCUACGGAGCCAUUUACUAACCCGAAAGAUGCAAUUUAUAAGGUUGUACGUCGGUGUGAUUCAUUAUUUUUUGAUUGCGAAUGGAAAGCAGACUCGGAGGAAUGUUGCGAUUUACUUGUCCCGGUGUUCACCGAAAUGGGUUUCUGUUACGCUUUCAAUUCCCGGCAUGCAGAGAAGACCUGGCCAUGGCAAACAGAAUCACAGCCUGAACAAUUCUCUGAAGCUUUUAUCCACGAGACCGAUGCAAAAUGGUCUUUUCUGUUCAACUCAUAUCGUAAUGAUACUAUAAUCGAUAUAUAUAUCCAUUCUGCGGAAGAAAUGGCCGGCCUAGAGCAAAGCGCGCAGCAUACAUGGGAUCGGCGAGUAGAGAAAGUGUCAUUUUCGGUCAAACACACAUAUACGACCGAAGAUGCCCGCCAACUAUCUAUACGACAACGUCGAUGUAUAUUCGCAGACGAACAGAAACUGGAAACUUCUAAUAUAUAUACAUAUUCAGCAUGUAUGCGCCAGUGCCGUAUGCAAAGAAGUCGCUUGUAUUGCAAAUGUGUACCACAUUUUUAUCCUCCUAUGAGAGGAUAUAAACAAUGUUCCAUUCAGGAACUAACAUGCAUCGCAAAACACGUGGCUGCCAUUACGGACGUAACACGGUGCCCUUGUGAGCUGGGCUGUUCACACACUGUGUAUGAAGUCGAGAAACUUACAGAAAUCGACACAAUGAAAAGUUUGGGAACAACCACAUCUUUGGAGACAGAAUUUGUUUCCUGGCCAAUGGUGCGCUACAAGAGAGAGGUGCUCUUUGGUUGGGUGGACUUGUUAGUAUCCUUUGGUGGUAUAGCUGGUCUCUUCCUGGGCUUCUCACUACUCUCAGGCGUGGAACUCGUUUACUAUUUCACACUGCGUGCCUGGUGCGCCGCCGUGAGAGAGACGGAUACAUUACGACGUGAGCGGGCAGAGAGACUCGCUCAACCUAAACCACCCCAUGAUCUCAGUCUAGUUCCAUGGUGGAAACAACCUCCAGGAAAGCGCUCACAUCGUCCAAUAAUGGUGCGUUCGAAAGGCGAUAGACCUCCGGAAUACUCGCCACCUCCAGGCUACAAUACUUACCUACCUUAAUGAGUUUCUUAUCGCUCUUUACUUACUAGAACAGACUAACGUUACUUAUUGCAUUUCUUUGUGGUGAUUCACGUGUA